Haliotis rubra (blacklip abalone) is the source of this 3447-nucleotide messenger RNA. RefSeq lists its product as uncharacterized. The transcript is spliced from 5 exons. The record is from RefSeq and is a predicted model, not a curated record. Bases 43 to 1566 code for a protein of 507 amino acids. NCBI's taxonomy places the organism in Eukaryota, Metazoa, Mollusca, Gastropoda, Lepetellida, Haliotidae.
AAUAUUGAGGAGAAUAUUCUAUCAGAUGUGCUGAGUGAGUUAAUGAAACUUGGAGUGACUUCUGUUGAUGACCUUCAGUGGGUUGAAGAAGAGGAUUUUAAGGGCACUAUCAAACCUGUUCUGGUCAGGAAAUUACUGAGAGGCUACAAGGCGAAGUUGGCCCCAUCUGGAAGCAGUUCUGUUUCUUUAUCAUCAUUAUCAAGUCCUUCUCUGUCACCAGUGUCGUUUUCGCCCAAAACUCCUCCACCAAUUACUGUACAAAAUAUCAACAGGGAUCCAAAUUGGCCUCUGAAACUGGAAAUUCCAUGGGAUAACAUGGGUCGUGAUGUUUGUAGGGCCCUUCAGGAAGGCAAACGUUUGUCACCAACUGCCAAGAAGGAACUUGUAAAUAAAACUGUAGAUGCAGUUAGGAAGACAACAGAACAUGCCUCUAAACACCAACUUGGGAUUAUUGCACAGCGGAUGGUUGCUAAAUUUCCUGACAGUUUGGAAGAUCGGAUUGAUGGUACAGUUUUUGGUUCUGGAUAUCAGACUCUGCUUGACAAGAUGUUAGGGAGGAAUGAAAACUGUAAUCGCCCUAAGAGUGCAACCAGACUUGUUUUGUCUUCUAAAAAGCGUCGCAUUGAUCACAUUUAUGGAACGGAUGUUAGUGACAGUGAUGACAACAACAGUACAAAGAGUAAACAGACAAAGUGUGAACAGAAAGACUCAUAUGGUUGUGUUAAGUGGAGUCCACCCAUUGAAAGUGAACAGGAAUUGAGAACAAUGGAAGAGGCAAGAGAUAUCUUGAAAGAAAUGUUUUCUUCAAAUGAAAAGGAGACAUCAAAGAUUGACCAGUUGAUGACUUCUACAUAUCCCUUGCAGAGAACAGACAUCAACAGGGGCACUUCAAUAAGAAACCUAAAGGUCCAGUGGCCUUAUCUCUUUAAUGCAAGAAGUCUUCAGAGUCAUGCCAGGGAGCUGUUAGAUGUUGAUGUGAGAGAUGCCAUUUGUAAUGCCUACAAAACAAAAGCAAGUCGGUUAAACAGUUUCUUUCGGAGCAGUAGUGUCAAGUCUAAAAAUUCAAAGUGUAGCAUGUAUUUCGAGGAGGCCAUGAUUCAAAGCAAUAUGGACAAUCUGAAGUCAUGGUUGAUGGCUGUUGUGUUGUGCAUCAUGGACCAUUUUGGAGAAAAAGAGGAAGAUAUGUUCCAUGUUGUUGAUGAAGCUGCCUCUGUUGGCGAAAUUGAACAGUCUGUCAAGAAAGAAGAUCCAAUGCUGGUAGUACUAGGUGACUCGAUUAUGGCUGGCAAGUCAUACGUCCUCAUUGUUGAUGGAACUGUGGUGACCAAUACCAUUGACAGCUUUAUUGAUGCCCUCUCGUCCUACUUCGCAUCGUUUUAUGUUUUCAACCUGGAGUACCCCUCAGGAACAUCAGCAACUCUUGAAUUUAUUCAAAGAUGUUUCAUCCUGAUAAAUCCAGACAAAGGUUCGAAAGGAAACAAAGGGAAAAAGAAGAAACGUCAGAUUGCAGCUAAAGUGUUAAGACUGGUGAACGACUUGGCUGAUUUCGAGUGGAUGGAUGUAUGAUUGUGAGGACUUGUACGCAUUCAAGUGUCUUGGCUAAGUUACCUGUCCAUUCAUCCAUCAUGUUUUGUUACUGACAAAACAUGAAAAAAGAUGUGAUGUUUCACUUCAUGUUUAAUGCAAGUUUCUUUUUUUUGGAACAAAUUUCUUGCUCCUGGCAUAUCUGAAUUCCUAAAUAUAUUGCUUCAAUAAUAUUAAGUUGCAGAUGUGACUUUUCUUUAGUAUGGAAAUGUAUUAAUCAUGGUAACCUCAUUCGUUAAUAUGAGUAUUGACUCCAAGUGUUGACUCCAAGAGCAAGAGAUAUACAUAAGCUGCUCACUUUUUUCCUUGUCUUUACAAUUUCUUCUACUGUUUGAUUUGGACAAAAUGUUUUUGUGAAAUCCUGAACAUAUGUUGAGCAACAGUUAUGGGAAAAUUCAGUUACACUGAAUGUGAUUUAAAUCUUACAUGAUUGAACUGUUUCAAUGAAAGGUGAUCACAAUAAAAUGUUUUCUCUCUGUUGUUAUGGGAUUAAUGUACCAGUGUCUUCGAGACUUGUCCUGUUCAUAAAUCUCUCAAUCUGAAGAUAAAAACUGGUAUUUAACUGACAUGGCUACAUCACUGGCAGUAUUAAAUGAUAUGCUAACCAGAUGGCUUUUUAUUUGAUCAAACUUUGAAGACUUUAUCUAGUUAUGUUAUUAAUGUCAACGUCAUGAGGCUAUAGGUGUAAAUUGUUCCUGAGCUGUUUUGGUUCAUUAUUAUUAUUUUAUAAAAAGAAACUGUCCCAUGUAUGUCAGUUCAUGAUUCUAGUUAAUGUUACAAACACAGUUACUGUUCAUGUUUUGAAUGAGGGAAUGCAUUUCAGUUUUCAUGUUACACAUCUUAGUGAAAUAUUGCUGUUCUUUUAAACAGCAAGUAUGGCAGUAUUAUAAGUAAGUUAAUCGUAUUGUUCUAGCUUGUCACACUUGUUUGUAAUAAGUAUGAAUAUAGAAUCAGUGAGGAGUAACCAUGACUCACUUUUUGAAAGUGUUGUGUAAAAUAUUGGAUGUUUUGUCAGCCUCAGGCAAUAUUUUGUGAAGAUAGGGAAAACCGCCUAUUGAAUUCAUUUAACACUUUUUAUCAAUAUUAUUUUUGCCAGUAUAUAUUUUCAUUUAUAUAACUAUAUUCACAGGGUGAUUAUGAUGACUGUCUUUAAACCAUACCACAUCACUACAUUAUUGGACAAAGAUACAGAAGGGAUUCAGUGUGUCCAUCCAUUUGUCAGCUCUAUUUUCACGGAUUAUUUCUGGACUGGAACUAAAAUUAUAGUUAAUGAAGGUCAUACAUUCAACAUUGGCAUAGAGGUUCAUAUAGCUUUUAUAUGUAAUUGUUCUAUACUUGAAAAUAUAUAAAAUGGAGAGACAUGCUUUUUGAUUAUUAGUUUACCCUUAGUUCUUAAAUAUUAAAUAUUUCCUACAUUGGAAUUGUAGCAGUACUAUAGGAUAUGCUGUGAGCUAUCAUUAAAAAACAUGAUACACAUGUUCAUUAUUCUGUAGAGAAGUGAUACUUUUAUGUAACUUGCCAUUUUGCAGGAUAGAUAUUAUGCAUUCUGUGGAGAUAUAAACUGGAAUUUGGUGUUUGUAACAAUUUCAUAUGACUAGUAAUGUUUUUUUCACAUUUUAGGUAUUAUUUGAAUGUGUUCCAUGCAAAACUGCUGACAACUAAGUGGAGCUGUUGAUAAAUAUUCUUUUCAUGUUAACUUCCUGAGAAGGUUUUAAACAUUGCGUUUGAACAUAUCCUUAAUUGUCAGGCUUUGCUAGGUUUUAAAGCAUCAGGAGAGUUUGCUUUCUUUCAAGAUCAGAGUUUCAUGUUUUGUGCUGAUUUCAUUGCCUUAUUAUUAGACAGGAUAUUGUUUUGAGAAUAUAA